AUGAUGAAUCAUACAAAUGAUUUUCUUUCAUCUUCAAACUAUGAAAUAAAUGACUCUGCAAAAUGUCAUCCAAAUACAAACGAUAAUACUAUAAUAACAAUAAAUAAAAGAUUAAAAUCAAAAAAUAUUACAUCAAUAACUAUUAAUGAGACACGAUCAACGAAAAGAUUUAAUAAAAAAUCAAAAAUAAAUGAUAUAAAAAAGAAACGUCUUAUACAUAGUAUUUCCAAUAAUAAUAAUAAUUCAACAAAAAAACUAAAAUCAUAUUCACAUUAUAUUACAUCAAAUAAAAACGAAACUCAUAUUCAUCAUCAUCAUAUGAUUAAUAAUAAUUAUUGUAAUUCAUGUGGUGAAUGUUUUGGUGAAAUGAUAUCAUGUAAUAUAUGUUUAACAACAUUUCAUAUUUUUUGUAUUAAUCCACCAUUAUCAAAAGAAGAUAUUUCAAAAAAUUCUUAUUUUUGUGAAAAUUGUCAAACUAUAAAAAAAACACAACAAGAUUUAAUAAAUCAAAAUAAACACCAAAAAAUUAUUCGACCAUUUUCAUUUAAUCCAAAAAAAUUUUUACAUAGUAAUACUUCGAAAAAAACUCAACAAUAUCAUUCAAAAUUAGAACAAUUAAAGUUACCAACAGCAUCUAAUGGUCAAUCUUUAAUACAACCAUCAGGCGAAAUUAAAUUUCGUGCAACAACUAAUAAUAAUAAUAAUAAAUCUUUAUUAUUAUCUUCAUCGAAUCUCAAACGAAAACGUAUUGAUUCAUCAUCAAUAAAAAUUCCUAAUACUCAUUUAGAAAUUUUACAUUGUUUAUUUCUUUCAUGUCAAACAGAAGAAUUUCAUGGUCCAAUUUAUAAUUAUAAUCAAAAAAUUUCUUUAACAUUAGAAAAAUAUUGUUUUAUAUGUCGAAAAUCUUCAUUAAAACAAGGACCAUCAAUACAUUGUGAUUAUUGUUCAUUAACAUAUCAUUUAGAUUGUUUAACACCACCAAUGAUAUCAUUACCAUUAGUAAAUGAAAAAUGGAUGUGUCCAAAUCAUAUCGAACCUAUAUUAGAUCGUAAUUUAAUAAAGAACAAAAUAUUCUCUACAAAUGAACGUGUAAAAAUUUAUCAUCAAUAUUCACAAAUUGAACAAAAUAUUAUUCUACAAGAAUUUACACAUAUAAAACAAAUAAAAAAUAAUUUAUUAUCAAAUACAAUAAAUAAUUAUCAAUUAGAACAUAUUAAUAUAAGUCAAAUACCUAAAACUAUUGAAGAUUUUUAUUUUAAAGCAAAUUUAAAAGAAAAAAAUAUUUAUGAAAUUAAAAUUAAUAAUUUAAAAGAAGAAAAAAUUGUACAGACUAGUCCCAUUUUCAAUCAAACUUCAUUUGCAUAUGAUCCAUGUAUAUGGGAUAUAUUACAAGCAAUACUUAAUCAUAUUGUUAAUAAUCAUAUUUAUGAAUUUUCAUCUAUAAACUAUUCAUUCAUUAAGAAUGAUUAUCUAACGAAACCUUCAUCAGAAAAUGAAUGUAAUACUUUUAAUACAAUUGAUACAUUAUUACAAGCAUUAAAUGAACCUAAUUCUACAUUAGAACAAUGUACAAAAAAUAAAAUAAAUGAUUGCAAUGUGCUUACUACUACUGAUGAAGAUUCAUUUGAACAAAAACAAAUAUCAACAUCAUUAACAAAUAUAUUUUCACAUUUAAUUGAUCUUUCACAAUUUCGUUUAUCUCAUGCUGCUCUUAUUCAUUUACAUUCACAAAAUAUUAUUUAUAUUCGAAAAUAUGUUAUUUGGUUUGGUUCAUCUUUAUUAAAUGAUAUAUGUUUAAAAAAUUUUAAUCAUUCUCAUACAUGUCAAUAUAUUUCUGAACGACAUGCUUGUUUAUAUUAUGAUAGAAAAAAUAAUAUAUUUGAAUUAUUAAAUUAUAGUGAAUAUGGAACAAUUGUUAAUGAUCUACGUUAUGGUUUAAAUAUCAUAACUGAUAAUGAUAAUAAUAAUAAUAAUAAACAAGAGAAUGAAAAAUGUUAUUAUUUAACUAAAUCAUAUUCUCAUUCAUCUUGGGAUGGACCUGCUCAAAUUGAACAAGGAACAGUAAUUAAAAUUGGUUGUCAUGAAUUUCUUUUUUACCGGCAUAUUGUCCGAUAG
Rotaria sordida is the source of this 2115-nucleotide messenger RNA. The record is from the annotation of a GenBank genome assembly. Lineage: Eukaryota; Metazoa; Rotifera; Eurotatoria; Philodinida; Philodinidae.